UGCUACAUGCUGCAGUAGUAGCGAGUUGUAACAAGAGAAACACGUACUGCUGCGUUCGAUUAGGUUUCAGAGAUAAAUUGUUUCCUUUGACACUGUUAUUAUAAAUAUUUAUGCCAAUGCUAUUGCCCAAUUAAAGAAGGUCAACUUUGAAUUAUUCUUUUACUAGCGCAGUAGGUGAAAAACUUGUAUUCUAAAUCAUGGCACCAAAACGUACAAAAAAAGAAUCUGAUCGUAAUAAAUCAAAAAAGAGAAAAGAUGAUCUGAAUUAUGACCUCGAUUUGGAUGAAGAUGAUUUAAAUGAAAAUGAAGGUAUUCCGGAUGCAGCCAAAACAGAUGUAGAAAAGCAAGACGAUGGCACAGUCGAAGACCAGUAUGGAGCCAAAGAUUAUCGUAAACAAAUGAUAUUAAAGCCUGAUAAUAGUUCUAGGCCUCUCUGGGUUGCUCCAAAUGGUCAUAUUUUCUUAGAGUCUUUUUCACCAGUUUAUAAACAUGCUCAUGACUUCCUUAUCGCUAUUGCUGAACCAGUUUGUAGGCCAGAACACAUACACGAGUACAAACUGACAGCUUAUUCUUUGUAUGCUGCUGUAAGUGUGGGACUUCAAACUAAUGAUAUAAUUGAAUAUCUAAAAAGACUGAGUAAAACGACGAUACCUGAUGGUAUUGUUGAAUUUAUCAAGUUAUGUACUUUAUCAUAUGGAAAAGUAAAACUUGUCUUGAAACAUAAUAAGUAUUUUAUUGAAUCUCCGUUCCCUGAAGUUUUGCAAAAAUUGUUGAAAGACCCUGUUAUUCAAGAAUGUAGAUUAAGAAAGAAAGUUUCAGAUGAAUCAAACGACAAAGAUGGUUUCAUUACAGAUACUCUAAUGAAAACUAAUGUUCCUCAAUUUGGAGCAAAAAUUGCUAUAAAUGCUCCACAACCAACAGUAGCAUCAACUGAUGAUGCAGCUAACAAUCAAACAAAUGCUGAAACAGAUGUUCCAGUUCCUGAAGAUAUCACUACAUUUUAUAAAAAAAUGGAUAAAGAAGAUGAAGAUGAAGAAGAAGUAGAAAUGAAAACUGUAAGUUUUGAAGUUUAUCAAGAUAAAAUUGAAGUAAUUCAGAAAAGGUGUAUUGAAUUAGAACACCCACUUCUGGCUGAGUAUGAUUUCCGUAAUGAUACAGUAAAUCCAGACAUAAAUAUUGAUUUAAAACCAUCAACAGUAUUAAGACCUUAUCAAGAAAAAAGUUUAAGAAAGAUGUUUGGAAAUGGUAGAGCUCGCUCUGGCGUUAUUGUCUUACCUUGUGGUGCCGGUAAAAGUUUAGUUGGUGUAACAGCAUGUUGUACAGUAAGAAAGCGUGCCUUAGUAUUAUGUAAUUCUGGUGUAUCUGUAGAGCAGUGGAAGCAACAGUUCAAAAUGUGGUCCACUGCUGAUGACUCUAUGAUUUGUAGAUUUACAAGUGAUGCCAAAGAUAAACCAAUGGGUUGUGGAAUAAUGAUAACCACAUAUUCCAUGAUAACGCAUCAACAAAAAAGAUCCUGGGAAGCUGAGCAAACAAUGAAAUCGUUGCAAGAACAAGAAUGGGGUAUUAUGGUUUUAGAUGAGGUACAUACUAUCCCUGCUAAAAUGUUCAGAAGAGUAUUAACGCUUGUUCAAUCACACUGUAAGUUGGGUUUGACAGCUACUUUAUUGAGAGAGGACGAUAAGAUUGCUGACUUGAACUUCUUGAUUGGACCAAAACUUUACGAAGCUAAUUGGUUGGAACUACAAAAACAAGGCCACAUUGCUAGAGUGCAAUGUGCCGAAGUUUGGUGUCCAAUGACUCCAGAAUUUUAUAGAGAAUACUUAACUAGUAAAAUGUCAAAGAGACUUCUAUUGUACGUGAUGAAUCCUAAUAAAUUCCGAGCAUGCCAAUAUCUUAUACGCUAUCACGAAAGACGUGGAGAUAAAACUAUAGUUUUCUCGGAUAAUGUUUUUGCAUUAAAACACUAUGCCAUUGCAAUGAACAAACCUUACAUUUAUGGACCUACUAGUCAAAGCGAGAGAAUCCAAAUUUUGCAGAAUUUUAAAUUCAAUAUGAAGGUCAAUACCAUAUUCGUGAGUAAAGUCGCUGAUACAUCGUUCGAUUUGCCCGAAGCCAAUGUAUUGAUUCAGAUUUCAUCUCAUGGCGGUUCUCGACGUCAAGAGGCACAGCGAUUGGGUCGUAUCCUUCGAGCUAAAAAAGGAGCCAUCGCCGAAGAGUAUAAUGCAUUCUUUUAUACACUCGUGUCGCAGGAUACAACAGAAAUGGUUUAUUCGAGAAAAAGGCAGCGUUUCCUUGUCGAUCAAGGUUACGCGUACAAAGUCAUCACAAAAUUAGCCGGCAUGGCCGAGGAGCCAGAUAUGAUGUACAAGUCGCGCGAGGAGCAAGGAACGCUUCUGCAAAAGGUUCUCUCGGCCAGUGACGCAGAUGCCGACGAAGAAAGAGUUGUUGGCGAAGGACCUGCAGGACGAGGAGGGAUGGUACGAAAGGCUGGAAACAUGGCAUCGCUAUCGGGAGCCGACGACGCCGUCUACUACGAGUACAAAAGACCAGGAGCUUCAUCCAGCAUGGGCUGCAAGCAUCCUCUUUUCAAAAAAUUCCGAGCCUAGACUUGUCAUUUGUAUGUGAAUCAUCGUUUUUUUUUGUUUAUUCGUUCAUUAUUAUUAUAGAUAGCCCUUAUGUCGCAUUUUAAGGUGACGCCUUAACGACUUUUUUUUCAUGAAACAAUUAAGAAAAUGAAAAUGAAAAGAGUCCAAAAAUAACGAGAUGUGUAUGUUACAAGAUGUAAAUAAAAUUCAACGACUCGCUAAACAAAA
Molecule: messenger RNA, 2813 nt
Organism: Trichogramma pretiosum
Lineage: Eukaryota; Metazoa; Arthropoda; Insecta; Hymenoptera; Trichogrammatidae
Gene: hay
Product: DNA excision repair protein haywire
Exons: 14
Coding region: 198-2606 (802 amino acids)
Biological process (GO): nucleotide-excision repair; transcription initiation at RNA polymerase II promoter
Cellular component (GO): nucleotide-excision repair factor 3 complex; transcription preinitiation complex; transcription factor TFIIH holo complex
Molecular function (GO): 3'-5' DNA helicase activity; ATP binding; hydrolase activity
Source: RefSeq, a predicted model, not a curated record